Messenger RNA from Mesorhabditis spiculigera, 1899 nucleotides. The record is from the annotation of a GenBank genome assembly. Lineage: Eukaryota; Metazoa; Nematoda; Chromadorea; Rhabditida; Rhabditidae.
AUGGAGUUUACGGCGGAGGAUCGGGACGUUUUCAUGCAUGGCGACCUGGAAAAUGUUCCGGCCGUCAUGGAAGAUGUCCGUGUUCUUGGCGAAGGAGCCUUCGGCGAGGUGAUGCUGCGCAAAGAUCCGAAAAGUGGCAUCUUACUGGCGGUCAAGAUCGUGGAUAUGUUAAAAAAUGGCGACAAGGGCAUUGAAGCUCUGAGGAAAGAGGCCCUGUUGCACAGAAAACUGACGCAACAAGUGCACCCGAAUGUGAUCAAGUUUGUGGGCCUGCGAGUCGACCAUGAUCUCCCGCUGUUCGAGAUGUUCUUGGAAUACGCAGACGGCGGAGAACUUUUUGAUCGCAUAGAGCCUGAUGUCGGUGUCCCACACCAUAUAGCACAACAUUACUUCCGCCAGUUGAUUGAUGGACUUGACUACCUUCACAAACUGGGUGUCGCACAUCGAGACAUAAAGCCGGAAAAUUUGUUCUUGACCAAGACAGAUGUUCUGAAAAUCGGUGAUUUCGGACUUGCUACUAUCUUUCGAAUCCACGGCAGAGAGAGAACACUUGACUCUUGUUGCGGCACAUAUCCCUAUGCCAGCCCGCAAGUCCUCGAUUUUCGAUACAAGGGCCCACCGACUGAUGUCUGGUCUGCGGGUAUUGUGCUGCAUACGCUUCUGACCGGCCAGCUUCCAUGGGACAUGGCAUCGACGACUCAAAAAGAAUAUGUGCACUGGUUGGAGCAUGCUGAUAUCUAUCCAUGGAAUCGACUCGACCACCUCACACUAGAUUUUCUGCAUUGUGUCCUGCACCCGAUCGAAAAGCAACGUGCGACGACGGACGAGAUCAGGAAGCACAAAUGGUUCUUUCAGUUUAUUCCUGUUGAAGAUACUCCCUCCAGGACGCUCUUUUUGCUGCAGGCAUCCCAACCUGUAUCGCAUUGUGCUAUUUCUGAAACUCGCACAGAAAAGGCUAAGCCAGCUGCUGUCGCUUUCUCUCAACCGGAAAAUGUUCUAUACAUUUCGCAAGAUUAUGAUCACAAUCUGGACCAUUUCGCCAAUCUGGCUUCUCGAGUCACACGCUUCUGCGUUAGCGUCGAUUACGGCGCAUUUGUCGAGCGGUUGGCCGAAGCGGCAAAAGAAGUGAUGCUGGAGCUAAAAGAAAAGCCUAAUUCUUCGAUUGUUCUGAUUGACCAUGCGCGCAACCUCGCAAUCGCCGUAUCAAUUUAUCCAGUUGUCCUUGACGGCCAGCCGCGGUGCAUGAUAGAUUUCAGAAGGUCGAAGGGAGACGGUCUUCGUUUCAAACGUGUCUACAACGAGUUGCGCCGUAUCCUGGAACCGAUCGUUUGUAAAGAAGCUACUACGGAUCUUGAGGGUGUAUAUGCUGCUUCGUUAUCCACGCGACCACAUAAAUCCGAGCGGGGUGAUCUACUUCGGUUUCUGAAGACCGAAUUCCCUGAUAUCGAGCAAAAGCUGGAUGCUUCGCUACGUUGCGCACCUUUCCACCUCGAUUAUGUGCUUUACAAGAAGCGGCGAAAGCUAGCCUACGAUAUCAGCAAAGCUCUGGAAAGCAAGGAGUUCAAGGCAUACCCGGUUGGUGGCUCCUGUAACGGGCUUUUCCGUCCAGAUUCUGAUAUCGACGUCGUCAUGAUGCCAAAGAAGGAACAACCAGAGGUCUUUCUGCAACUUCUGACUAUCACGCUUGUCAGGCGUCUCAUGAUCCAACAUUCGCGUUUGCUGUCUGGCUCUAAAUAUGGACUGGAAAGCUAUUUGGCAAUCGUCCACGCUCGAGUACCCAUCCUCUCCGUUAAGCUUAAGCGGCCGAGUGGUAUAUCCGUGGAUGUGCAGUUUGGCAAUGCGGAUACCAUUAAAACAACAAACCACCUACGUGUUGCCAAUAUGGUCAGCUCUGUUGCG